Cucurbita moschata (crookneck pumpkin) is the source of this 3261-nucleotide messenger RNA. RefSeq lists its product as uncharacterized. Gene Ontology annotation, molecular function: calmodulin binding. The transcript has 2 exons. The record is from RefSeq and is a predicted model, not a curated record. NCBI's taxonomy places the organism in Eukaryota, Viridiplantae, Streptophyta, Magnoliopsida, Cucurbitales, Cucurbitaceae. Bases 344 to 3208 code for a protein of 954 amino acids.
AUUUAAUCCCCAUUUUCCCACCAAAAAGUAAUAAUCCCGGGCAUUAACCAACUAAUUAAGCCAUUCUGCGAAGGAACUGUUGGCGGAAAUGAUUGGGGGAGUUGUGUAAAACCAAAAAUGAAGUUGAAAAGAAGAUGGUGGUUUGAUUUGAAUGGGGUUCUCGCUUACCAAUGCCCGCCAUGCCCGAUUGGUUGUAACAUAUGCUCUAAAAUGGAAGCGGGAGAUUGUUUUGCUGCAACAAACGCGGCCUCUUAUAUGAUUCAGCUCCCUCCAUCACAACCCCAAAUCUUUUCCCUCACCUAUCUGCACCAAAAAGGGUUCUGCUCAAUAGUUUUUUCGUUUAAUGGCGGAGCAGAACAAUGAUAUACCUCUUGCUAUGGAGGAGGUAAGCGGGGAUGAAGCUAGACAAGACGAGAGCUUUGAUAUCCCUGUCAUUGAAGUUGCAGAGACCAGUAAGCCUGAUGAUAUCACCGAGGAAAGCAUUGAUAUCCCUGUCAUUGCAGUUGCAGAGACCAGUGAGCCUGAAGAUAUCACCGAGAAAGGCAUUGAUGUCAUUGAUAUCCCAGCCACUACGGAGGUUAAUGAGCCUGAAAGUUGCAAUGUAGAAGUUAUUGUGCACAUUAAUACCCCAAAGAUGAAACCAAAAAUUCUCUCUCGCUAUCUCCUACCGCACACAGGCUCAUGCCAUGAUUUUUGCAAAUAUGGUGCUAAACAGGAUCUUGAAGGGAAGCCUGCACGUUCAAUCUUGAGAAAAGCUAAAUCAAUGGGAGGUGGUGGCCGGGAUUUGAGGAGGAUUAUGGUUUUGUUGGCGAAACAGAAUACAAUCAGUCCGAAGUCCUCCCCAGAUUACAAUGCCAUCAAUAUUACUGACGUGAAGGAAGAUAUAAUUUCUUUCCCUGAGAUUGUUACUCCCUCUCCAAAAAGGCCUUUACCUUCUAUCAAGGAAGUGCAGGCUGCAUCAGUGCAUUACCGUCGGACGAAACUUAAUUUGUCCCGAUCGAAGGCGUCUUCUUUUGCAAGACAAGUUAGUUCACGAACCAAAAGAAACAAAGAACUUCGAAAGGAUAAGAAACAAGAUGGAGAUGGAAGUUCAAGCAGUUGUACAAAUAGCACAAGUAGAUGCCAAGAGAGAAAUAUCUCCGCAGAGGAGGAUAUGAAGGACUUGGUGCCACGAGUACUUUUUCGUGUUCCAAGAAAUCGUGUCAAGCGUGUUACAAUUGCAGAUAAGAAAAUCACUGGGAGGUGUGGUCUGAAGAGACCAAAGCAUCCCAGAAAAUAUAAACCUGAUCCAUUUAACAAUGAGGAUGUAGAGGAGAAAACUUUAUACAUGAUUGAACCAUCCACCAAGAAUGAAACAGAGGAAUUGGCUCAGAAUAGUGUUCAAACCGCUGAGUCUCGAUCACAAUCUUCAUCUGCAACAGACAACAGCUUGAAGCAUGAACAAGAGUCUGAUGGAUCCUCCGUAUUGCCACCAUUGUCAGUGAAAAAGAACAUGAGACAUGCUAGAAAUAGAACUAGUCCUAAAAUUUUAUCUACCAAGAAUGAAACAGAGGAAUUGACUCAAAAAUGUAUUCAAACCGCUGUGUCUCGACCACAGUCUUCAUCUGCAACAGACAACAGCUUGAAGCAUGAACAAGAGUCUGAUGGAUCCCCCAUAGUGCCACCAUUGUCAGUGAAAAAGAACGUUAGGCGUGCUAGAAAGAGAACUAGUACUAAAAUUUUAUCUACCAAGAAUGAAAUAGAGGAAUUGACCCAAAAUAGUGUUCAAACCGCCGAGUCUCGACUACAAUAUUCAUCUGCAACAGACAACAGCUUGAAGCAUGAACAAGAGUCUGAUGGGGCCCUCAUAGUGUCACCAUUGUCAGUGAAAAAGAACGUGAGGCGUUCUAGAAGUAGAACAAGUCCUAAAAUUUUAUCAACCAAGAAUGAAACAGAGGAAUUGGCUCAAAAUAGUGUUCAAACCGCUGAGUCUCGACCACAAUCUUCAUUUGCAACAGACAACAGAUUGAAGCAUCAACUAGAGUCUGGUGGAGCCCCCAUAGUGUCACCAUGGUCAGUGAAAAAGAACGUGAGGCGUGUUAGAAAUAGAACUAGUCCUAAAAUUUUAUCUACCAAGAAUGAAACAGAGGAAUUGACUCUAAAUAGAGUUCAAACUGCUGUGUUUCGACCACAAUCUUCAUUUGCAACAUACAACAGCUUGAAGCAUCAACAAGAGUCUGAUAGAGCCCCCAUAGUGCCACCAUUGUCAGUGAAAAAGAACGUGAGGCGUGCUAGAAAUAGAACUACUCCUAAAAGUUUAUCGACGUUUCCAUCGGUAUCCAAGGAAUUCAAAGGUAUAAGUAAAAGUUUAUCAACGUCUCCAUUGGUAUCCAAGGAAUUCAAAGGCAUAAGUAAAAGUUUAUCAACGUCUCCCUUGGUAUCCAAGGAAUUCAAAGGUAUAAGUAAAAGUUUAUCAACAUCUCCAUUGGUACCCAAGGAAUUCAGAGGUAUAAGUAAAAGUUUAUCAACGUCUCCAUCGGUAUCCAAGGAAUUCAAAGGUAUAAGACAUAAGAGAUUUGGUAUGGCUCAUAUGACGGAGACCCGAUCAGCUCCUUCAUCACCAUUUUCAUCUAGGUACCCAUCUGAACGCGUCCAUGUUGAGCAUCGUGGCUCUACUUCAGGAAAUGAUAUGAAAAAAAGUGAGAAUUCAAAGGUGGAACUCAAGCUUAAGACCCGAAGGAUGGCUCUAAGUGAUUCUGGAGAUAGUCAAUCUAGAAAGCUGAAGUUUAGGAAGGGGAGGAUGCUUGAACUUCAAACUGAAACCAGUACGCCAAGGAGGCUUAAAUUUCGGCGUGUACGUUUACUUGGUGAGAUUCAAAGUCCUAAAGUUGAUUUAAGAAACAGAAACAUGAAGGGUAAAGAGGCCAACCAAAAUGGUAUUGAAGUGAAGGAAGAUGAGAAGGAAUUUAAGAGAAAGAAAAUCUUUAGGAGGAAGGAAACUAUCGAGGGAAAAUUCAUUUCUAGUAGACUCAAAUCUGAGAGAGUUGUUCUUAGACAUCAGGAUUCGAGAGGAAAGAAAGAAACCCUAAAUCUGCUUAAUAAUGUCAUUGAAGAGACAGCAAGCAAGCUUGCACAGACCAGGAACAGUAAGGUCAAGGCAUUGGUUGGUGCCUUUGAAACUGUGAUAUCAUUACAGGAUACAAGAACCCUUGCAGCAGGUGUUGCAUAAUAUAUAAGCUGUAUGAUAAAGAUAUAAUAUAUUUCAUGUAUAUAACAAUCUGG